AUAGAGUUUAUCACUGUAGGAGUUUAGCUUGUGAAGAGUGUGAAGUGUAUAUAUUAUACACCAAUACACCUCAUCCUACCAUUAUUUCAUCAAUUAUCCUGCCUACUCCCUAUGGUCGAGUGUGAGUGGUCAUCCCUGGAUUCCCUGGUAUCAAUGAGAGGGUAUUCCUAAUGAAUGCCUACAUUGAUGUGCGAGUUGAUGUGUAAUGACUAUGUUUAAGAAGGCAAACUGGGAUUCGGAUGUCUUAGGUCAAGAAAGCUAUCAAGAAUUAUUCAAGAAAUCGAGACAAAAAUCUAAUAUCGAAGUCAAAAUAAGGAAGAAGAAACAUCAUGUUAUCAAUCAAAUGUCAACUGAAAAAAUUGAAUUAUCAACCAAAAAAACAGACAACGACGGAACAGAUAUUAAAGUUACUAAAAAGGCCAACAACAUUAAAAACACGGAAAAAAAAUUGAAACUCAUUCCAGAAACAGGAAGUAGUGAAAUUCUAACAAAAAGUAGAAAGAAACGAAUGAAAAAACUGAAAAAAAAGAUGAAGUAUCAAAAUGAGGACAAAGACAACAAUGAAGGGUAUAAAAAUAGUAAUAUUGGCAGCAAAAGUAAAAGUAUCAAUGCAAUUUUCAAUAAUAAACAAGAUAAGUUAGGAAAGAAAUACACUAAACUGAAUGGACAACCAAGGCAGGAAAUAUCGAAAGCGAAAUUGAAGAAGAUUGAUGAAUAUCGAAGUUCUGCUGACGACGUAGGAACAUUGAUGAAGAAAUUCAAGGUUGGUCUAAAAAAGGCAGAGAACUUGAAUAAUGGCCAACAACGUACGAUUUUAAACAAAUCUGUGAAUGUCAAACACAAAAGAUAUGAUUUAGUUGUUGGAGAUGAAUUAAUUUCUACUAGAGUAAAUGGUGUUGAUUUAAGAAAACGCAAGUUUCUUGAUAAAUUGAAAGUCACAUUAGGUGAAACAAGAGUAGAGAAAACGACAUUGUCACUGCGACAAAGAAUGUUGGAAAAAUUGAAGGCAGCAAGAUUUCGUUUUCUUAAUGAAGAGAUUUAUACAUCUGAUAGCAAGGAAGCCCAAAAAAUAUUCCAUAAUGAUCCUGAAGCUUUUGAGGCUUACCAUGAUGGAUAUAGACAACAGGUGAAAAGAUGGCCUUUGAACCCUCUGGAUAAUAUCAUAAAGAGUAUACAUAAAAUGCCGAAAACUCUUAUAGUAGCUGACUUGGGUUGCGGGGAUGCAAGGCUAUCGAGGUCAAUACCACAAAAAGUAUUUUCUUUUGAUCUUAUAGCAGUUAAUGAUUCAGUUACUGCAUGUGAUAUGUCCAAACUACCGUUGGAAGAUGGCGUUAUCGAUGUAGCAGUGUUUUGUCUAUCACUUAUGGGUACAAAUCUCGAUGAUUACUUGAUAGAAGCACAUAGGGUUAUGAAGGACAAUGGAAUCCUGAAAAUUGCUGAGGUAGAAAGUCGAUUUGGAGAUGUUGACAAAUUCAUCAACGACUUACAGAAAUAUGGUUUCAGGAACACGCUGAAGGACUUCUCCCAUAACCUAUUUUACUUCUUAGACUUCAAGAAGCAAAGUAGCAUCAGGAAUAAAAAAACAUUACCAAAAUUAACAUUACUUCCUUGUUUAUAUAAAAAACGUUGAAUUAAUAACUAUCACAAAUAAUAUUCUUAUAUCAAUGAAAAUAAAUUAGAUAAUGUUCUAAUCCAAUUUUGUCUGAUUCGAAACUUGCUUGGGGUUUUCAACUCCAUCUAACACAUCUUCUGCUUCCUCUCUCAAAUUUUCCACUUUUUCGAGC
Phaedon cochleariae (mustard beetle) is the source of this 1784-nucleotide messenger RNA. The record is from the annotation of a GenBank genome assembly. NCBI's taxonomy places the organism in Eukaryota, Metazoa, Arthropoda, Insecta, Coleoptera, Chrysomelidae.